Penicillium salamii is the source of this 1134-nucleotide messenger RNA. The record is from the annotation of a GenBank genome assembly. Lineage: Eukaryota; Fungi; Ascomycota; Eurotiomycetes; Eurotiales; Aspergillaceae.
AUGAAGAGGUUAGCCCCGUCUACUUGGAUUAGUGGGAUCAUGGCGGCAUGGGGUUGUGUGACUAUUGGACAGGGAUUCGUCCAGAGUUGGUCUGCCUUAAUGGCAUGUCGCUUCUUGCUAGGCUGCGUUUACCUGAUCUCAACGUACUACAAGCGUUUCGAGCUCCAAUGGCGACUGAACCUUUUUUUCAGUGCAAGUAUUAUUUCUGGGGCCAUUAGCGGGUUACUGGCUUAUGGACUCUCAUAUAUGGAGGGCGUCUGUGGAUACUCUUCAUGGCGAUGGAUCUUUAUACUCGAAGGAAUCGCGACCGUGGUGAUAGGGCUCAUUGCCAAGUUGUUGAUUGUCGAUUGGCCCGAGGAGGCAACUUUCCUGAAUGAAAGAGAGCGCACAAUUCUUCUUGCACGCCUCAGAUCUGAGAAUGAUAUGUUUCCGAUGAACAGAUUGGACCGGGCUGCCGUGUGGAGGAUUUUAAGUGAUACGAAAAUUUAUCUUGGAAUAGUCAUGUACCUUGGUGCAUUGAAUACAGGAUACGCAGCUUCAUUCUUCAUACCCUCAAUUCUCCGCGGCAUGAGCUGGACUUCCUUGAUGUCACAAGUGAUGAGCAUCCCCAUUUAUAUUGUGGCAGCCAUCAUGACGAUAUGCACCGCUUACCUGAGCGACAAGAUGAAACACAGAUUCGGUUUCGUCCUGACAGGUUGCUGUAUCGCAACCAUUGGCUACAUCAUUUUACUCGCACAGCAAUCACUCUCAGCGGGCGCAAAGUACUUCGCGCUCUUUGCCGUCACGGGAGGUGGUUACAUUUCCCAGCCUAUUCUUAUAGGAUGGCUGAGCAAUAAUAUCAGUGGACAUUACAAGCAAGCUGUUGCCACUGCUAUGCAAAUCGGAUUUGGAAACUGUGGUGGGUUUGUCGCCAGCAAUAUAUUCCUGUCAUCCGAGGCGCCGCUGUAUGUGACAGGAUAUGCAACGAGCUUGGGAUUGAUUUGGCUGUGUUUGAUAGCAUCUUGCGGGUUGCUUCUGUUUCUUUGGAGGGAAAACAGACGCAGGGAACGGGGUGGAGGUGCGAGACUGGUCUUUGGAUCUCAGGACUCGGACAAUCUUGGAGAUGAUCAUCCUGAUUUUCGUUUUACAUACUGA